Messenger RNA from Purpureocillium takamizusanense, 2430 nucleotides. It is a transcript of the gene COG4, whose product is annotated as Golgi transport complex subunit 4. The transcript has 2 exons. The coding region runs from base 1 to 2430 and encodes 809 amino acids. NCBI's taxonomy places the organism in Eukaryota, Fungi, Ascomycota, Sordariomycetes, Hypocreales, Ophiocordycipitaceae. The record is from RefSeq and is a predicted model, not a curated record.
AUGUCCUCCCUUUCCAAUGGCAUCGCCAUCCGCUCGGGCCACGAACACCACGGCGUGACGGCAACAACCCAGGGUCCACCGCUAGCGGCGCCGACCGUCCAAGAUGCCACCAACGCUGAGCAGCUGCGCGCCGCGCUGGCGGCCCUUCACGAGCGCGAAACUGCAAUAACAGCACGGCUCGAUGCCCUGGUCGCCUCGCAGGCGGACCUGUCUCGCGACCUCGGCCGGCUGGACCUGCUGCGUGCCGGGCUCGGCGCGCAGGUCAUCGCUGCGCGGUCCGUCGGCAACGAGAUGCUCUCCUCUGCGUCCGAGACGGCUGGUCGGCUGAGCGGCCGAGUCAAACAGCUGGACCUCGAGAAGAGCCGCGUCGAGGACACGCUGGGCGUGGUGGAGCAGGUGGCCGAGCUCAAGGCCUGCGUCAACGGCGUCGUGGGCUCCAUGGGCGCCCCGCAGGACUGGGAGGCAGCUGCGGCCUAUCUGUCGAGGGCCAGCCAAGUGCCCGAGGAGAUCGCGCGCGGCGCCUUUGCGGCCAGCAUAGUGCCGAGCGUCGAGGUGCCGGACCCGCCGUGGGUGACGCUCGAGGGCGCAAGGGAGAGCUUGUGCGGUCUGUUCCUCCGUGAGUUCGACAAGGCGGCGAGCGACGGCGACGGCACAAAGGUCACCCGCUUCUUCAAGCUGUUCCCCCUGAUUGGGAGGGCGGACGUGGGCUUGGACGUGUACGGCCGAUACGUCUGUCAGGGGGUCGCGGGCACUGCUCGGGCGACGCUCAAGGACAGCAUCGGCGGAAACAACCGCAAGGAGGGCUUCUUCUACGCCAAUGCUCUUACCAAGUUGUUUGAGCACAUUGCCCAGAUUGUCGAGGGUCACGGUGGGCUGGUGGAGAGACACUACGGCACCGGCAAGAUGGUUCGAGUCAUCGAGCGGCUGCAAAUGGAGGCCGACGUGCAGGGCGGCAUCAUUCUGGACACGUGGAGCGACGAGCGUGGUGUGGAUAGGAAGCUGACCGACGUCAAGAGCUAUCCUUUCUCGUUCCUGGUCCAGAGCUUCCUGCCUCAGCCGCCGCGCGGCGGAACACCCCGGGUCAACUCGCCGGCCGUGGGCGCUGGCAACAACGCUCGGAACAGCGAGGACGAGGGGGUGAACAUGAAGGAGGUGGACGCCUUGCUCAGCGAGAUUGCCGUCAUGCUGGGGCGGUGGUCGUUAUUUACACGGUUUCUGUCGGGCAAGUGCAUGGACCCCGGGACUGAAGACAGCCCUUUGGUCAUACCCGACUUGCUGGUCAAGUCCAACCUCUAUCGAAAGGUCUCGUCCAAGCUGUCCUCUCCAUAUAACGUAAUGACGACCUUCUUCUUCCGCCGGUCCGUCGAGAAGGCGUUCCAACUGGACGAAUAUCCGAGUGGGCUAUCGCUCAGCUUGAACAAGCAUCUCGAAGGCAAUGCGCCUUACAUCAUUUUGGCAGUCGACGAUGUUAUGUACAUUGCCAACACUGUCAUCCAAAAGACGCUUUCAACGUCGCAACGAGACGUCAUCACCGCGGUUCUGCCCACGGUCGGUCGAGUACUGGAAUCAGACUUUGUCGGCAUGAUGCAGCGCAAGAUGCGCGACGAAUCUUAUCCCAAAGCCAUCAUACAGGGAGGUUUCCCGCCGGAGGAUAAGAUCAUACAGUUCAUCGUCCUGAUCAACAGUCUGGACGUGGCCAACGAGUACCUACAGAGGAUCAUAGGCGGCCGAAUAGUGCCCGUCGAGGGCCAGGUCGGGGCGGUGACGCUACAUCCGUCUCUCAAGGAUUCGUUCCCAUUUGAUAGGGAUGUCGGGCUGGUUGCCAAGGCGCUGCAUACGCUGGAGACCGCCGUGGUGUCAAAGUCGACGGAGCUGCUCAACGAGGGCAUCCAGGUGCUGUUCAAUCAGGUGGUCAAGGCACGGCUGCGGCCCGUACUGAGCGACACGUUCCGAGACGCCGACUACACGCUGACAGAAGAAGAGCUGUCGGAGAUGGCACAGCAAAACGACGAGACGGAGGAAGACUUGAUGGACCAGGUGCGGCGGCGGUUCGAGCACGGCUGGGACCAGCUGAUGAAGGCGCUCGCGCGGUUGAUGACGUCGGGCACGUACAGCCACCUGCUGGACCUCACGGCACGGUACCUCUCCAGAGUGCUGGAGAAGCGGAUCCUGAGCUACGGGGGCAGGACGACGGGGUUCGGGGCGGUCCGCAUGGAGAGAGACUUUACGGGCAUCGUGGACACGGUGUCGCGGGGAGACUACGUGGUCCGGGAGGCGUUUGCGCGGGUGACGCAGCUCCUGAUGGUCGCCAACAUGGAGGAGGAUGAGUGGGAGGAGCUGCAGGCUGAAGGCGACGGCGACGGCGACGGCGGGAUCGAGUGGGUGCUGACCGAGGAGGAGCGGAGGAGAGCGCGGAGCCUCGUGGGAUGA